This is a messenger RNA of Cantharellus anzutake, 498 nucleotides long. RefSeq lists its product as uncharacterized. The transcript is spliced from 2 exons. The record is from RefSeq and is a predicted model, not a curated record. Bases 1 to 498 code for a protein of 165 amino acids. NCBI's taxonomy places the organism in Eukaryota, Fungi, Basidiomycota, Agaricomycetes, Cantharellales, Hydnaceae.
AUGACAGUCAACCAAGAGGCAUUGAUUCAUCAUGUCCAUGAUCGAAUUUCUACACUCUUGGGGGCACUCAAAGGGAUGGCCGCUGAAAUUCAAAUCACCUAUGAUGAAGCAAGGGUCUGUGAAGAGAAAGCAGUGGACACAGCAAGAGUGAUGGAAGUGAUGUUUAGGGCCACCCAUGAGAACUUGAUUUCGGAUGAUGAUUAUUACCUCGUUGUCUCUGAAUGCGUUCACACUAUGAAGAACAGGUUUUUGGAGAGGGGAAUUCAAGGAAAAAUGGUCAAGGAGCAGGAGAAAAUAAGGGCAGAGCUUAAGGAGAGAGUAGCAGCUCAAGGUGCAUUGGUGCAUGAGGAAGUUGAGGAAUCUGAGUUAAUGGAUUUGGUAUCAGAGGAAGCUUCUACUUCCAAGGCACCUGUGCUGAAGAAGAAGAAACUUGUUUUGAAAAAUCAGGAAGCCAAAAAGUUGCCCACCCUCAGGAAGAGGAAGAGGGCGAAGGCUUAG